GUUUAUGGAUCCGGGAUGGAGAAAUCUAUCGCGGUCUGUCACAGCGCUCGCGAUCAGGGAGUGAAUCCCGGCGUGGGAGCCGUCCUGGCAGCGAUCAAGGCAUGCAAGCGCUCCAGGGACCUGGAAUCAGGUAGGAUGAUUCACAGGGACGCGGCCAAGAACGGGGAUUUGGACGCGCACCCGGCCAUCGCGAGCUCGCUGAUCGAUAUGUACGCGAAAUGCGGCAGCGCGAUGGAGGCUCGCGGCGUCUUCGAGAGCAUCCGGCAGCGCGACGUGGUUUCUUGGAACUGCAUCAUCCAGGGACUGGCGCUCAACGGCGAUGGUGAUGCCGCGCUGGGAUAUUUCGAUCGGUUUGUCCAGGAAGGGGGAGGCAGUGAUUCGUCGUGCCGUCCGGAUCAUGUCACAUUUCUUGCAGCGCUCAAGGCUUGCUCGAGCUUGAUCGAGCGAUCCAGGGGCCGUGGCUCCAGAGCUAGAUUCUUGGCUAGAAUCCAGGACAUCCACGCUCGGGCUGCCAGAUUCGGGGAACUCUCAGAAAUAUUUCUGGCCAGUUCUUUGACGGAUUCUUACGCCAAGUGUGGGAGCUUGGUGGACGCCCAGCUCGUCUUCGAGAGCAUGGAUUCCAGGAAUGCAGUCUCUUGGACUGCGGUGAUCUUGGGAUUUGCCGAGACCGGGCAAGCAGACUUGGCGCUGGAGUUCUACGCUGCCAUGCAAGAAGAAGGCUGCGAUCCCGACCGGGUCACGGUUCUCGCAGCGUUAAAAGCCUGCGCUUCUUUGGGAGAAUCAAGUGAGCAGUGGAGGAGUUCUCUCAGUGGUUGUCUAAGAAGAGGCAGACAAGUGCAUGGUCAAGCACUAAAAGGUGGCUACGAGCUGGAAAAAUUCGUGGGAAACGCCUUGGUGGACAUGUACUCGAAGUGUGGAAGUAUGGAGGAUGCAAGGCGGGUGUUCGACGCUUUGAGGAAACCAAGCGUGGUUUCGUGGAGCUCGUUGAUUCUGGGCUACGCACGGUGCGGGCAAGGCGAGCUCAGCUUGGAUUUAUACUCGAGAAUGCGAGGUGACGGAUACGUGCCAAAUGCUGUGACUUAUCUAGCUGCGCUCAAGGCUUGCGUGAGCUUGGCCGAGAGAGCAAGUGGUGAUGGUGGUGACAGUAGCAAGCCGGUUCAUGGGCGAGAGUCCGAGGACAAGGUGCUCAAGAGAAAGUGGCUCGAGAUUGGUAGAGGUAUUCACUCGCAAGCUGCCGCAGAUGGUCUCGGACGGGACCUCUUCGUGUCAAAUGCUCUCGUCGACAUGUACGCGAAGUGUGGGAGUGUGGAGGAAGCACGACGUGUUUUUGACGGCAUGACGGAUCGUGAUUCGGUCUCGUGGACAGCGAUUAUUCAGAGCUACGUCCAGGUCGGGGAAAGCGAGCAGGCUCUACGACUUUUUACACGCAUGAGAGGAGAGGGGCUUGUAGCGGACGCGGUGACAUUCGUGGCUGCUCUUAAGGCCUGCGCAAGCUUGGGAGCGUUAGAGAAAGGACGAGAGAUUUACAAGGAGCUUCAGCGAGCUGGAUUGGACAGCAACACCUUCGUCUGGACUUGUCUCAUCGAUUUUUUUGGCAAGUGCGGGAGCAUGGCCGAAGCUGAGCAGGUUACAGCUCUCAAGGAGACACCGACAGCGUGCUUGAUUUGUUCGAGAGGAUGAAGAAGCUGCGGUUGCAGCCGGACGACGUGAUCUUCCUCUCGAUUCUGAGCGCUUGCAGCCAUGCCGGACUUAUCGACAAAGGGAAGCAUUUCUUCACAGUCAUGAGCUCGGAGUAUGGGGUUUCUCCUUGCAUCCAGCACUACUCAUGCAUGGUUGAUCUCUACGGUCGUACUAAUCAGUUGAAUGAUGCAGUGGCAUUGGUGAGGAGCAUGCCAUUCGAACCAAAUCAUGUAAUAUGGACGUGUUUGCUGGAUGCUUCUCAACGGUGGAAGAAUGUGGAAGUCGGACAGCUUGCCUUCGAGUCCAUGUUGAAGCUUGCACUUCGAAUUAGAACUAUGUGCAGCGAUUCCAUUACACAAAUGCACGAAUCACGACUACUAUCGACAUAAGUCAUCCAGAGAUAAUCGAGAUCCACGAUUUGAAACAAGAGAGUAAAUCCAGAGUGACCACACCCGACAAUUGCGUUGUGUUGGCCAUCACCACCGCAGCAAGCCUCCACGUCAUACAGGAACUUAUAGCGGUCGGCUAUGAAGACGGUAGCUCCUUUGGUAAUCGCCUCCGAUUUGAACAGCCCUCUUGUUUGUCGAGAUAAAUUGGCGUACAGGCUGUGGAAGGCACAUUAAGAACCAACAGGCAUUCUGGAAAGACAGAACAUAUGAUCUUGAAAGAGUGAGCGAGACUUGGUGUAUACUUUCGUCUAUUGUUGCAGAGUUCACCACCCCCGACAACGACCAAGCUCUUCUCAAGCUCUAUACCGGAGCAGUUUUUUCUGUAAGAAUCGAACCACGCAGUUUCAUUGUCAAACGAUCCUGGCACGAGAGUAGGUACCCCCCUUUGGUGGAAGUAAUCCAGGCCUAACACCGUUCCUCCAACGAAGGCAAAGCUCGUCCCGCAAGAACAGCUAUGAUGACCUAUGAAAUCCACCAGUACGCCACCGUUGGUGAAUCGGCCUUUGGGACACCCGGGAUUCGUGACACCGUACGGACUGGGUGGCGUGCCCGGAUGCAAAGUUCCCAGUGUCGUCCAGGGAGUCCCCGAGAACGUACAUCGCUUUGAAGCACCUAGAUAUCUGUGCGGAGGAGCCAUUUGAGACGCGUAGCGGAAUACAAGAAAGAGAAAUAUAAGCCCCAUGAGGGGAAGUUCCAAAUGCGUGGAACAUAAUGGUGCCGAAUUAAAUGAUCAUUCCAAAGAUAUUGUUAGACCGAAUUAUCCGAAAAACACAAGUCCACACAAAGCUUUAAAAGAUUUCACAUCACAUACAGAUUUAUACAAAUGGUAGACGCUUUCAA
Molecule: messenger RNA, 2969 nt
Organism: Selaginella moellendorffii
Lineage: Eukaryota; Viridiplantae; Streptophyta; Lycopodiopsida; Selaginellales; Selaginellaceae
Product: pentatricopeptide repeat-containing protein At2g13600
Exons: 11
Coding region: 16-1680 (554 amino acids)
Biological process (GO): RNA modification
Molecular function (GO): protein binding; RNA binding
Source: RefSeq, a predicted model, not a curated record